This is a messenger RNA of Lutzomyia longipalpis, 1567 nucleotides long. Its product is annotated as protein maelstrom homolog. The record is from RefSeq and is a predicted model, not a curated record. Gene Ontology annotation, biological process: negative regulation of DNA-templated transcription; male meiotic nuclear division; piRNA processing. Gene Ontology annotation, cellular component: P granule; nucleus. The transcript has a single exon. NCBI's taxonomy places the organism in Eukaryota, Metazoa, Arthropoda, Insecta, Diptera, Psychodidae. Gene Ontology annotation, molecular function: sequence-specific DNA binding. Bases 106 to 1353 code for a protein of 415 amino acids.
UUGAGGUUAUGUCGCACGUGAGAUCACAACAAAAACAUUGGAAUUAGUGUGGAAAAGUGAAAAGUUUAAUUAAUUGCGUAGAUUGAGGUGAAAAGUGAAGGGAAAAUGCCAACUAAAAAGCGACAACCCUUCUACUUCUUCAUGGUGGAGAUGCAGAAGAAGCAUCGGGAGAAGGGAACAAAGUAUUCCCUGCGUGAGAUGCCGGCAAUUGCUGCGCCAUUUUGGGCAAAGAUGACCAAGGAGGAGAAAGCAAAGUAUGAGGCCCAGUCGAAGAGGUACAACGAGGACAGGAGCGGAAGUAGUGACAUUAAGACAUGCCAUGGGAUUGCCUACAGGGAGGUUGAGCAGGAAAAGCGAAGAGCUGCUGAGGAGAGUAGGAAGAUGAAGGAGGAGGUGCGACAGCUCAUCAAUACGGCAAUCCUGGCACAGAAUCUCAGCAGCAAGAUGUACUACGUGAUUCACAUUAACUACUUCUGUGAAUCCAGAGAUUCCAACGGGGAGGUGCGGUAUGAUGCGGCUGAAUUGGCGAUUUUGGACUUUUCCUUGGAGGAUGGGGUGAAGCAUGGCAUGCACACGGUCAUUAGGCUCGAUGAGCUGCCCUAUGGGUACACUUUUGAGGCAUCCUACCACACGGAGAAGACUCACAUGCUGCCCCUGCCGCCGAAGACAAUAGGCUGCAGCACAAUUGACGAUGCCGUGGAGGAAGUUUUGAGAUUCAUAAACAUGGAUGAGGAUGUUUGCCCACCGAUCUUCACGUCGGACCUUGAUCUCCCCAUUGUCCGGAGUGUCUUCCGCGAGGUACUCCAACGGCUCCCGACAAAGCACCACGAUGUACGCAUUUAUUCCCUCUCGGAGCUUCUUUUCAAUCUCAAGAACGUCACGCACGGACAAACAGCCUCAGCCGUCACACAGCCUCCCUUUGCAUCCGUCUACCUGGCUGAGUGCUACCUCGCACGGGGAACAUUCGACUUUGCCGAGGGGCUUCCGUGUCAGUUCCAUCAGGAAGUUGAUCGCGUGACGCACUGCUCACAGACAAAGGUCAAAGGUUGGGCAUUCUCCGUCAUUCACAGCUGUGCUCCGGAUUUGGGGAUUCAAUUUGUUGAGGGAAAGCACGAACCGGAGAGUGCUAUGAGUGAACCAACGUACGUAAAGCCUCAGGAUGAAUCAUUCACAUCAGUUGCUGGAUUGAUGUCUGAAGCUGAUCGUUUGAAGUACUUCAGCAUCUUGCCGUCCACGGAUACGAGCUUCCUGGACAACUUCAAGGAUCUCUCAAUUGCCAACACCAUCAAUACGGAUGACUUCCCACUCUUGCGGGACUUCAAGAGGGGCAAAGGACGUGGGAAUCUCGUAUAAGUCUCCAAAGACUGUAUCAUUUUUAUUUGGGAAUUAAAAGCCCCCUGAAAACCCCCAAUUAUCAUUGAAAUAAGAGCAUAGAAGUAGCAUAAAUGUAUAUAGCUAAAAGUAUGAAGAAGAAGCUUUGAAGAAAAAAAGCUUCCAAGAGAACUCAGGAGGUCAAAGAAGUUUGUAAUGAAAAUUCUGCGAAUUAAAUGUUCUUCUCAGAUGGCAA